Molecule: messenger RNA, 1875 nt
Organism: Penicillium brevicompactum
Lineage: Eukaryota; Fungi; Ascomycota; Eurotiomycetes; Eurotiales; Aspergillaceae
Product: transcription factor domain-containing protein
Exons: 4
Coding region: 1-1875 (624 amino acids)
Biological process (GO): DNA-templated transcription
Cellular component (GO): nucleus
Molecular function (GO): DNA binding; zinc ion binding
Source: RefSeq, a predicted model, not a curated record
AUGCUUAUACCCAAUGGUCGCAUUGCCAUCCCACAUGAAUACGGGCUUAUAUUCUCUAGAAACCCUCACUCAAAUGAGGUAUCUUUCAACUCAUACGUGGCGAACGGCGCACAGGAAGGCUCGUCCAGACCGGCCGCCCGCACCCAGCCACUUCUCCCGGGCUAUUUCGGCCCAACAAGUUUCGUAUCUCCAUUGACUGAAGAUGUCGAUCUAUCCGAUCGGCACACCCUCAGUUUGAAUGUGGAGUCUCCCCAGAGAGUACUUCCGCCGUACUGGGUCCACAAAAUCUCUGAAGUAUUGUUGACCUUGGGUGAUUUUACCGCCGUUGAGGCUUUGCUGCGCGAAUAUUAUGCGCUCAGCCAGAGCGCGGUAAUUGCGGCACCUUUUAUCCUAAACAGUCUUGGUCCUAUGAAAGCAAUGUGCGAAGAAAGCAUAUCGAACCAGAAGAUGGAUGAUUUGGCCUCCUCGCUGACCGUGCGCAUUAUACACAAUACGUCUGAGACUUUUGAGAUUCCGCCGUCAACCAAGGGCAGAGACUUCCAUACUCUCUUCACUGGUCAAUCCGUUCGCCUCGAGAUUGUAGGAAUAUUGUGCGGCCUUGCAGGUCGAGCAAGGUAUCUGGGCCUUGCACGCGACAAAUUCACCGACUGUCGGAACUCACGAACUCAAUAUGCACGGAAGAUGCUUGCAGCAUGUGAUGCUGCAUUGUAUAUCUGCAAGAUCCUGACCCCUCUGAAUGAUUUGACAAUCUGGCUGGUACAUGAAAAUCUUUUACUGUCGGAUCUCGUCAACGGGGAUUCGAGUCCAUCCUGCUGGAACCGACUGGGUGAGCUUUCCACUGACAUCUUCGCCCUCGGUCUGCAUCGAGACUCCAAGAGCUUAGGGAAAAUACCAGAAUUCCUACUAGAGACACGUCGCAGGCAAUUUGCUGCGGCAUACCAACUUGAUAAAAGCAUCGCCACAUUUCUAGGCAGGCCGCCGCGGAUUCCAUGGCGUUACGCGGACUGUCGCAUGCCUCUGGACAUUAGCGACGAGGCACUGGCCACUGAUAAUAUGGUUCUAGACUAUUCGCACGACUACAUCGACGAGAAUGGCUGGAGCCUUCACGGAGUAGUCCAAAGGUCUUCCUGGAUGCGAGUACGAUUCAUCGUGAGCACUUUCCGAGAUGAAAUCCUCGAAGUCUCCCUGCAAAAAUUGACGCCUGAUAUGGAGAGCAUGCUUGAGGAUAUCUCCCGACGCUGCCAUGUGGCCUGGGAGGCAUUGCCCGGCCACCUGCGAUAUACCCCACAAUGUUGGGAUGGAUCCCCCGCAGCAGUCUGUCUCAUGAUGAUCAUAUCGCACCUAGCGUACCUAUACAACGACUUCCUCAUCCAGCGAUUGAUAGCGGGAAAGAAAAAUCCCCGCGGUAACACAGCGUUAUUGUCUGUGAGCGCAGACAUCCUAUCAACGGUCCUGACGUUAGGCACCCAACGAGAACAGAUGGUCGAUCUGCGGCCUGACUUUACGUGGACGGUUCUGCUCUACGGGUUUCCCAGUGCCAGCCUCCUAAUCAAAGCCCUCCAACACCAAAAGCGCACCGGCGAACCAUUCCUCUACGAAGCAUCGCGAUCAGCGCUCAUUCGGAACCUCAGUGUUUUUAUUUCUCACCUUGAAUCAAUUGCUCGCCCUGAUAACGCCAACUACGCCCUCUUCCAACGUGCAAGCCAGGUCUUCUCCAAGAUCAUUGAUGAAAUCCUGGAGCCACAGUCUGUACUUCCCGAUGCGACCCUCGGUGACUCUUCUAUGAUCAACUUCGACUCUGUGGUUGACGUUGAUGGAUUGGACUUGUUCAAUAAUAUGGAUUUUGGUGUUGCUUUCAAUCAAUGGCUAUUUUGA